CCGAUGAACAAAAAGUUGCAUACAUUGGGGGUUUCUGCGGUUCUAACCUGGCAGAGCCAGUCUGUCCACUCUCACUGGAUUCCACUUAGCUUGCCUAACCUAGCCAUCCAUCUACCUGCAUGAGUGUAGUCAUGUGAGUUUCACUCUUUACCUCAACCCAAAAAAUAUCCAGUGCUACCUGUUCUACCACCCUUGACCCAACCCAGGUCACUCCAUUUAAAAGCAGGUUGUGGUGUUCAGUGGCACGCAUAUAGCUUCCAGGAAGAGUGUCAGCACAUUGAGAAAACAGCAUGGCUUCCUCAUGGCCUCCAGAUGAAUUUGUUUGCUCCGUGUGUUUGGAAGUGCUGCGCGACCCAACUACACUGCCUUGUGGACACACGUACUGCAUGCCCUGCAUCAAGAAGCAUUGGGAUCAAGGGGCAUCAACAAACUGCUACAGUUGCCCCCAAUGCAGGAAAAAGUUUAAUCCUCGACCAUCUUUAUCCAGAAGUACCGUGCUGGCUGAGGCCUUGGAGAAAUUAAGCCAACGAUCACGGCAGCAAACUGAACCUUCAUCUCCAGUCUAUGUCACUGUCCUACCAUCUUUACCAACUUCUCAGGAUGGUUCCUCCACAGCUGAGAAAGGAUUAUACCCACAGCUUCCAGUGUUUUCCCCUCGACUUUGCCAAGAACAUCAGCAACCGCUGGACCUCUACUGCCGUGACGAGAAAGUGUUUGUGUGUGAGGACUGUGGACUGUAUAAGCACAAGGGCCACCAGGUUGUCCGACCACAUGAAGAGAGGAGAGAGAAACAGCAAGAGGUGGUUCAGAUGCAGGCAGAAAUUUUAAGGAGAAUUCAAGAGAAAGAGAAAGACCUUCAGGAUGUCCCAAAGGCUCUAGAGGUCUACCAGGACCAGAUGCAAAUGUUCAAGAAUGAUAUUAAGGAGACCAUUGGGGAGCUGGUGAAGAGUGUGGAGCUAUUGGGCUCUCAGGUGGAGGAGGUUGUUCUUCAGGCCCAUGAGGCCUUCUCGGAGAGCAGAAAAGAGGCCCACCUCAGUAGGCUGCAGCAGGAAGUGUCCCAGCUCCGCAAAAAGGACCAGGAGCUGCGUUCCCUCUCCUGCACACCGGAUGACGUCAGGUUUCUUGAGGAGCUUGGAACACUCUCUGCUCAAGGCCUGGGUGGAAGCGAAGAGGUUUUUGAUCCACAGUUUGAAGCAAUGAAGUCUGGAGUCAAAGCAAAACUAGGGAGAAUGACAGACAGGCUACAGGAUCUAAACAAAGACAUUCUGGCUCAGAUAUUCAGAAUUGUUAAUGAUGCCAAUUCAGCACGUCGCAUGUCUAAUGGUCAUGAAACAAAUGGAGGACCCACUUACAUGAGUGCAGCCUCUGCUGAAGGUCCACCACUUCCAUUACGGCCACCAGGAAUGGCCCGCUCUGCGACUGUGGCAAGCCCAGGGCAUGGCAGAUCUGACGUCCCACCCCCACUCCCAGAGAGACCUCCAGCCAUGAUGCGCGCUGCAACCCUACCUGCUCAAAAGCCCACAACCAACCGUCUGGCAAACCCGCAGCCCAAAACCAGAGUGGAAAUGCUGAAAUUUCGAUUUGGGCCCACACUGGACCAGAACACAGCAUAUCGCCACAUCCGCAUCUCUGAUGGGGACCGGAAGGCCACUCUGCGGGCGGAGGUGGUGGAUGCAUCUGAGCACCCCGACCGCUUCCUUUACUGGAGGCAGGUGCUGUGUAGGGAACCUCUGGCUGGGAGUCCCUACUACUGGGAGGUGGAGUGGACAGGCCAUAAGGUGACUGUCGGUGUGACCUACAGAGAGCUGGAGCGGGCAGCCAGCGAUAACAGCUCCAGGUUGGGCUAUAACUCUUUCUCCUGGGGCCUCAACUGGUCUGGCUCAGCCUUCUCCCUCUGGCACAACGGCAAGGAGACUCCCCUGGCAGGCUCCAAAGCCCACAGGGUUGGCAUCUACCUGGACCAGCAGGAGGGGCUGCUGGCCUUCUACAAGGUCUCCCAUGGAAAAGCAGAGCUCAUCCACAGUCUCAGGGAAAACUUCACCGGUCCGCUCUUCCCCGGAUUCAGGUUCUGGACUGGAGUUGGUGCCACGAUCACCAUCCCUGAGCUGGAGUAAGGAUGUGGGACAUGGCAGUGCCAGUUCCGACUUGUAAGCCAGCCUGAUGUCCAGUGAGUGUUCCAGUACACUGAUGAGUUUUAGAAUGAUGGUGUAGGUGCAGAUGGAUGAAGGGACUGAAGAAACAGCUAUGUUUUCCUGGUUGUUUUGUUUUGUUGUUUGUCUGUUUUCUUCUAUUGUUUAACUCUACUCUUUCCUCACCCUCUCAGUGGAAUUGACUCUCUACCUGUAUUUAUUGUUGCUGAUCAAUUUAAGCACAAAAUUAGCUUUGGUCUUAGGAAUGCAUUUACAUGUAGUUCUUCUGUCAAGUACUCCCCCUAGUGGAAUUAGAGAGAUGUACAUGUUUAAACCAUACUUGGAAGUGAAUCUUUUAGGAAGAGGCCAUUUGUGGCUUUAUCCUCUGAAUAUGCUGGGCUUUGCUGUGAACUGGAAUGUAUGACUACUGAAUGUAUGAAUGUAUGAAUUUAUUAAAAUUGACUCAGGUGCUAA
Molecule: messenger RNA, 2603 nt
Organism: Sardina pilchardus (European sardine)
Lineage: Eukaryota; Metazoa; Chordata; Actinopteri; Clupeiformes; Clupeidae
Gene: ftr86
Product: finTRIM family, member 86
Exons: 10
Coding region: 291-2114 (607 amino acids)
Molecular function (GO): protein binding; zinc ion binding
Source: RefSeq, a predicted model, not a curated record